This is a messenger RNA of Solanum verrucosum, 3274 nucleotides long. Its product is annotated as polyribonucleotide nucleotidyltransferase 2, mitochondrial. Bases 68 to 3016 code for a protein of 982 amino acids. Gene Ontology annotation, molecular function: RNA binding; polyribonucleotide nucleotidyltransferase activity; 3'-5'-RNA exonuclease activity. Gene Ontology annotation, biological process: mitochondrial mRNA catabolic process; mitochondrial RNA 3'-end processing. The transcript has 16 exons. Lineage: Eukaryota; Viridiplantae; Streptophyta; Magnoliopsida; Solanales; Solanaceae. The record is from RefSeq and is a predicted model, not a curated record. Gene Ontology annotation, cellular component: cytosol; mitochondrion; chloroplast stroma.
AUCCUUAAACCCUACACAAGCCUUGUUUCCUUUCGUUCAAUUUCCACUUGUCCCUUUCAACUCUCUAAUGGCCUCUGUAAGAAACAAAAUAAACCCACUUCUCUGCAACUUACCGUACGUUCUCACAUGGCGAAGAUUUGGUUUUCGUACAAUCUGCAGUGGUCGUCUAGGCUUUGCGCCGUCCACAUCGCCGUCAAUGGCCGAUACAGAUACUCCUGUUGCUGGAACGAAGGUUCUCGAGACAUUCGCUGAGGAAUUUGAGAUUGGAUCACGCAAAAUUACUUUAGAAACUGGAAAGAUUGCGAGGUUUGCUAAUGGCUCUGUAAUUUUAGCCAUGGAAGAGACGAAAGUCCUCUCUACUGUCGCUUCAUCUAAAGGCGAUGCAAUUCGUGAUUUUUUGCCUCUUACAGUUGAUUACCAAGAGAAACAAUUUGCUCAAAGUGUUAUUCCGACAACAUACAUGAGAAGAGAGGGUGCUCCAAAAGAACGUGAACUUUUAUGUGGUCGUCUUAUUGAUCGACCCAUAAGACCACUUUUUCCACCUGGAUUUUACCACGAGGUGCAGGUAAUGGCAAGUGUGCUUUCGUCUGACGGGAAACAAGAUCCAGAUAUAUUGGCAGCUAAUGCAUCAUCUGCUGCUCUAAUGUUGUCAGAUAUUCCUUGGGGUGGGCCAAUUGGAGUAAUACGUAUCGGAAGGAUUUCAGGUCAAUUUGUUGUAAAUCCAAGCAUGGAGGAGCUUAGCAUCAGUGAUCUUAACUUGGUAUAUGCAUGUACGAGGGAUAAAACUUUGAUGAUAGACGUCCAAGCUCGUGAAAUUUCUGAAAAGGAUUUGGAAGCUGCUUUGAGACUUGCUCAUCCAGAGGCUGUUAAGUAUCUUGACCCUCAAAUUAGACUCGCAGUUAAAGCUGGUAAGCAGAAGAAAGAGUAUAAGCUGUCUAUGGUAUCAGAAAAAACAUUUGAAAAGAUUCAGAAUCUGGCCAAAGAACCUAUAGAGGCUGUUUUUACAGACCCUACUUAUGGAAAGUUCGAGCGUGGAGAAGCUUUAGAAAAAAUCACACAGGACGUUAAAAGAGCUCUUGAGGAAGAAGGUGAUGAGGAAGGCCUAAAAAUUCUACCAAAGACAGUUGAUACAGUGAGGAAGCAGGUUGUUCGCAGAAGGAUCAUUUCAGAAGGGCUUAGAGUGGACGGAAGGUGUCUUGACGAAGUUCGGCCUUUGUACUGUGAAGCUGGUAAUUUACCUGUAUUACAUGGAUCUGCAAUUUUUUCAAGAGGGGAUACUCAGGUCCUUUGCACUGUUACCCUUGGAGCCCCUGGGGAUGCUCAACGUCUGGAUUCACUGGUCGGUCCUUCAAGCAAGCGUUUCAUGCUGCAUUAUAGUUUUCCACCGUUUUGUACAAAUGAAGUUGGCAAACGAACUGGCCUGAAUAGGCGUGAAGUUGGUCAUGGCACUCUUGCUGAAAAGGCUCUGCUUGCUGUAUUACCUCCUGAAGAUGAUUUUCCAUACGCAGUCCGAAUUAAUUCUGAAGUCAUGGCAUCUGAUGGCUCGACAUCAAUGGCAACUGUCUGUGGAGGUAGCAUGGCUUUGAUGGAUUCUGGCAUUCCAGUAAGAGAACAUGUAGCAGGUCUGUCGAUGGGGCUUGUUAGUGAAGUUGACCCAUCAACUGGUGAAAUCAAGGAUUAUCGUUUAUUGACUGAUAUUCUGGGUCUGGAGGAUCAUCUGGGUGACAUGGAUUUUAAGAUUGCUGGUACCCGUAAUGGUGUAACUGCAAUACAAUUAGAUAUUAAACCUGCUGGAAUUCCUUUGGAUAUCGUAUGUGAGAGUCUAGAUCCUGCACUUAAAGGGAGGCUUCAAAUCCUUGAGCACAUGGAGCGUGAGAUAAAUGCUCCACGUAUUCAGGAUAACAUAUAUUCUCCUCGGCUAGUUACGUCAAAAUACAGCAAUGAUGCACUUCGUCGCUUGAUUGGUCCUGUUGGUGCUUUGAAGAGGAAAAUUGAAGAUGAAACAGGUGCACGGAUCUCGGUUAGUGAUGGAACACUUACUAUAAUUGCCAAAAAUCAGUCGGUGAUGGAGAAAGUACAGGAGAAGGUUGAUUUUAUAAUUGGACGUGAAAUUGAGAUUGGAGGCGUAUAUAAAGGUAUUGUUGUAUCUGUUAAAGAAUAUGGCGCCUUUGUGGAGUUUAAUGGUGGACAACAGGGCCUCUUACAUAUUUCAGAAUUGUCACACGACCCGGUUUCCAGAGUUUCAGAUGUGGUAUCUGUGGGACAGCAACUUUCUUUAAUGUGUAUAGGACAGGACGUUCGUGGUAAUAAUAAUUUAUCAUUAAAAGCCACCCUGCCUAGACCUAAAUCUAAGACAGACAUUUCUGUUGAUGAACCUGUUGCUCCUACUAGUCAAGAGGUUAAUGUUUGGGCUGCCAUUGAGGAUGUAUCCAAUGAGCUAGAAAACCAAGGUGCUACUGUGGGACCUGAAACUAAUGAUUCAACUUUGAAGUCAGCUACACCAGCAGUUCUAAUCCGAAGUGCGGCAGAGUGUGAUGAGGAGGAAAAAAGCGAUGCUCUGAAUUUGAAAGGUGAUAAUGGAUCUCAAAGUGCUUCUAAAUCUGAGAAGAAGACAAGGAUACUGUCCUCACUUUCAGAAUCCGGUUUUUCUUCUAGAAGUGCGAAGAAGUCAAAAAGAAGCAAGGAUGCCAUUCUUGACCUAAUAAGUGAUGAUGAAAGUGAGCAGAAACAUACUCCAGUAGGCCUGCAUUCUCAAAUUGGGUCAGAUAAGGAUGAUGCUACGCCUGAGACCCCUAUGAGUGCAAACAAACUAAAGCUUGGCAUGAGAGUAACAGCAAAAGUGCAUCAAAUUCGUGCCCUUGGUUUGGUGCUUGAUUUGGGUGGUGGAAUUCGGGGAAUGUAUCGUUUUGAGCCUGGUAUGAAGAGGGACUUUGAGGUAGGUGAUGAGCUGCGGGUGAAGUGCUCAAGUUUUUCAACCAAAGGGAUUCCAGUAUUGUCUUUGGUGAAAGAAGAGUAAUUUAAGGCGCGCUAUUAUACCAAAGUAAAGCAUAAAACUGCAGGCUGUAAAAAAUGUCAACUAAGAAAAUUGACAGGGAAUCACAAGACACCGAUGCUUGAAAUUUGUUUCAAGAACCUGCAUUUCUCAGAGCACAUGCAGAUAAUUGCUAUGAGUUGGAUCGUGAGAAUAAAGAAAACAGAAGGCCUCCUAAAAUCAGGUAGCCUCCCGGAACAGGGUUGUUCCCAGGCCUUCACCUCUGGUCGGUUUUAGUCCUGU